AUGGCAGCAGCAGCGGCUCGGGCUGCUCUCGGGGCCCUCCUGUGGCCUGCUUUUCAAAGUCACACUUCCCAGAGCACUUCUGCUCAGGAAAGGGUCCUCCCCAAAACGUCACUGACUUCAGCUCCGUGGCCUAAAAUCAUACUUCCAGAUCCCAAGGAAGAGACUGAGCGUCACCAAGAGGUUCUCCGGCGGGUGAAUGAACUGAUUGCCUCUGGACAGUAUGGCCGGCUCUUCGCUGUGGUCCACUUUGCCAGCUGGCAGUGGAAGGUGACCGACGGGGACCUGAUUAUGAUUGAGAACACAUUGGUGGCCAAAUGCGGAGAAAGGAUUCGAAUGGAGAAGGUCUUACUGGUCGGUGCUGAUGACUUCACGUUAAUUGGAAAGCCGCUCCUCGGACUGGAUCUUGUCCGUGUAGAAGCCACAGUUAUUGAAAAGACUGAGUCAUGGCCAAGAAUCUACAUGAAGUUUAGAAAAAGGAAAAAUUUCAGAAAAAAGAAAAUUUUUAUAAAGCCACAGACUGCCCUUCGGAUAAACACUGUAGAGAUUGCUCCAAGUUUGACCUGACUGUUUGGCUGAUAUUUACCUAAGUGUGAAAAUAAACU
This is a messenger RNA of Trichosurus vulpecula (common brushtail), 602 nucleotides long. RefSeq names its product 39S ribosomal protein L21, mitochondrial-like. Lineage: Eukaryota; Metazoa; Chordata; Mammalia; Diprotodontia; Phalangeridae. Gene Ontology annotation, cellular component: mitochondrial large ribosomal subunit; ribosome. Gene Ontology annotation, molecular function: RNA binding; structural constituent of ribosome. Gene Ontology annotation, biological process: translation. The record is from RefSeq and is a predicted model, not a curated record.